Molecule: messenger RNA, 2433 nt
Organism: Arctia plantaginis
Lineage: Eukaryota; Metazoa; Arthropoda; Insecta; Lepidoptera; Erebidae
Source: the annotation of a GenBank genome assembly
AUGACGUUCUCUGGAAAUACGAAGGAGAGUAAACCGCGACCCGUGAAAGAUGCAUGGGAAUCAGAGUUGGAGUACGGCUGGUCGCGUAGCGGACAGCGCUGUGUGAGGCACCGUGCACCGGAGUCGACGCUCUCAGUAAGCAGUGACAUCAGGUUCACGCGGCGCAAACUCAGUCGGCCAUGCCGAGGUUGCUGCGCUGCUCUCGCUUCGCUCCUCGUUCUACUACUCCUUGCAGCAGUCGCCGUAUAUUUAGGGCACAUGUACCUGUUUGGAGACCCACUUAACCGGCAGACAUUCCUGGGUUCAUUUGUUGUAUCUUCGUGGGGAUCUGAUGAAAGUGAAGGUGAAAAGUUCAAUGACCUUGAACUCAAGGGCAACCGGACAAGGGAAAACGAACUACAGCAGGCGCUAUUCAAUGUAUACCUAAACUCAGAGCUGAAAUCUUGUUUCGUAUCCGCAGACAUAUUAGCCUUGGACAGUUCAGAGGAAGGCAUUCGUGUACACUUCGAGGUUUCUUUCGAGCCGAUCUUCACCGCAGUGAGCACGUCAGAGGUGACAGCCGUUCUCGCGCGAGCAUUACACACUCCUACCGAUCAUUUUAAGACGAUUAUUGUUUUGCCAGAGACGCUUCAUAUUGAGGAAAGUUCAGUAAUAUCUUCGCUGGAGCUAAAGGAUACUGAAACUACUCCUAUCGAAGCACCGACAACGGAGGCUGUAACUGUAGAGGCGGUUGAAGAGAUCCGCGAAUGUUCGCUGGUGUCUCUUUCCUUGUGCUCUCACCUAACUCACAAUAGCACGUCUUAUCCGAAUUUGGUGGGACAUUCUUCUAAGGAUGUUCUGAUGCGUGAUCUCGUCGCGUUCCGGGAACUCCUUGAUGCAGAAUGUUCUAAUCUUGCACAGGAUUUCGUGUGUCAAAUGCUUCAACCAAGGUGUCACAAAGAUCGCCUGAUACGACCAUGUCGUGCAUACUGUCGCGCUUUUCACGCGGGUUGCGGUGCCCGCCUGCCGGAGCGCCUGCGACCACAUUUCGACUGCGGUAGAUUUCCCGACUACUUCGGCCUAGAUUCCUGUGUACCCGAACCAGAUUGUACCAACAGUCUCCAGCGCCUGGCUCUGUCUCGUCGUGAAUGUGACGGCAUCCCUGACUGUGCUAGUGCGGAGGACGAGCGUGGUUGUGCUCAUUGCGCGCCUGGUCGGGGUGGCGGACUGCGGUGCGCAUUGCAUACACGCUGUCUACCGGCACAUUUGCGAUGCGAUGGCACGCCUGACUGUCCCGACGGGAGCGACGAAGCAGGGUGUUUAUGGAUCGCGCGCUCGCUGGCUUCAUGGAGAAGAGAAAAUAGCGAAACAACACUGGGUGCUAUACGCAACCGUGCUGGGUACGCCGUGUGGUCGGAGAGAGGACGUAACGGCAAAAUAUGUGCAUCACCUUAUGAGCAAGACAAACGAGCUUUGAAUAGCGUCUCAGCAUCGCUCUGCAAGGCUCUGACAUUCAAGGCGGCCUUAAAUGCAGAGGUGGUACUAGAUGCUGAAGAUGCAGUUCAGAGUGAUAACUCGGACAACUUAAUUGAAAAACCAGAAUAUGUUGAAAUUGUAGAUCCAUUCGCUCCAGAAAUUUCUUUUGUGAAAAGUGACUGUCCAGACAGAAAAGUUAUAAGAGUAAUUUGUGAUCAGUUAGAAUGUGGAGUCCCAUCUGCCCGAAUAUCUAAGGUGACAAGUGGGGUGGAGGGAUUGCCUCGCUCGGCGCUACCGGGCGAUUGGCCAUGGCAUGCUGCAUUACUGAGGACUUACGUACAUGCCUGCGAUGCUGCUCUUAUACACCCAUCUUGGCUUAUCACCACUGCAUCUUGUUUUCAGGGACAACCCAAGGCUGAAUGGACAGCAAGAUUCGGGACAGUGCGCGCACAAAGCACGACUCCUUGGCAGCAAGAAAGACGAAUAGUUGGCAUGGUGCGUUCCCCGGUAGAGGGUAGUAUGCUCGCGUUAGUGCGACUGGAGGAACCGGUGGAGAUGACGGACUUUGUGAGACCAAUUUGUCUUCCUGAAAACGGUGUUGAACCUGCCACACGGAGUGUAUGUAACACCUUGGGGUGGACCAGAAAUAGAGACCAACUACAAAGAGUACACUUGGUCACAAGUCCAAUGAACACAUGUGAAAAUGUGAGCAUAGCCACUGCGAACGGAAUUUGCGCUGAACCUUUGUAUGAUCAGGAUGACUGUGAUGAAGAAGAAUAUGCAGGAAGUACAAUGAUGUGUUUUAACGAGAAAACUAAACAGUGGUCGCUAGAGGGAGCUGGAUUCAGAAGCGCUGCAUUGGAGUUUUCUAUGAUUAACUGGAGAGUCGGGGAAGUAAACUUUUACAACACAUUUAAAAAACGACAAGCUCACGACAUUGUCGAGGAAAAGAUUAGAAAAUACGCAGCAACCACAUAA